This is a messenger RNA of Amaranthus tricolor (Joseph's coat), 2859 nucleotides long. Its product is annotated as cyclic nucleotide-gated ion channel 1-like. NCBI's taxonomy places the organism in Eukaryota, Viridiplantae, Streptophyta, Magnoliopsida, Caryophyllales, Amaranthaceae. Gene Ontology annotation, molecular function: monoatomic ion channel activity; protein binding. Bases 424 to 2610 code for a protein of 728 amino acids. The transcript has 10 exons. Gene Ontology annotation, cellular component: membrane. Gene Ontology annotation, biological process: monoatomic ion transport; transmembrane transport. The record is from RefSeq and is a predicted model, not a curated record.
AGUUAAUUCAUAAAGAAAUAUAAUAAUUUUCCCCCUAAAAAACGAGAGGCAAUUUCAUUAUUUCAUAAAUUAAUAACCCCUUUAUCCACGAAAUUUCCUUCCAAUUUCCCUCAAUAUACUCCAGUCUCCAUAUAAACUACUAGUACGCAGUUCAUUUCUCCCUCAUUUCCUCCAUUUUCGAACUUAUUAAGCUUAGUUCAUUGUUCAACACUUCAAUUUUUAGUUUUUUUAGCGACAAUUCACUUUUGUUGAUCAUUAAUUUUUCGUUCUGGUUACAAUGGAUGGUUAGGUGUUCGUUGAAUUGCGGCCAUUUUCUGCGUCGUAGUUUGCUGUAAUAGUGGCCAAAUUAAGUAACGGAGGGUGCCAUCUCUAGCUUUUAGAUAAGGUGCAAAUUGUGAACUGGUUCAGGACAAGCCUAUAAUCAUGUCAGGAGGUUUGCAGCUAUCUCAAUUUAUGAAUUAUAUGAACGACAAUCGAGACAGAGGUGUAAGGUUUGAGGGUCGCAAUUCAGAAGGGUCAACUAGUUCCGAUCAACCACUUUAUCCUACUCAAAGACCAUUGCCACAUCCUGAGAAUGUAGCACAAUUCGGCUCAGCUUUUGAUGUUAUCCGUCGAGGAUUUCAGAGAGGUUCUCCAGGAAUGAGAACCUUUGGAGAAUCUCUGAACUUUAAGGUGCUCAAGAAUCAAUCUACUAAGAAGCUGGGAAAGCAGGAGAUUAUUCUUGAUCCCCAGGGGCCAUUGGUACAGAAAUGGAAUAAGAUGUUUCUAAUCUCAUGUUUUCUUGCAAUGGCCUGCGACCCAUUAUUCCUUUACAUCCCUGUGAUAGAUGGUGCUAAGAAAUGCCUCAAGCUGGACGUGAACUUGGAAAUCAUAGCUUGUUUUCUUCGCACGUUUACAGACUUGUUCUAUAUACUUCAUAUUAUCUUGCAGUUCCGUACUGGCUUUGUUGCUCCUCCAUCUCGAGUGCUUGGAAGAGGUGAAUUAAUCACAGACCAUGCUGCUAUAGCUAAAAGAUAUAUCUCUUCUUACUUCUUUGUGGACAUACUUGCUGUCUUACCCUUACCUCAGAUGUCAGUUUUGAUUAUCUUUCCAAAGUUGAUGGGUGGAGGUCGUUUGACUUCAAAGGGUUUGUUGAAAUUAGUGAUUUUCAUCCAAUAUAUCCCACGGUUCAUUCGGAUUUUUCCUUUAUACAAGGGAGUAGCAAGGACAUCAGGCAUAAUUACUGAAACAGCUUGGGCUGGAGCUGCUCUCAAUCUGUUCUUGUACAUGCUAGCAAGCCAUGUGUUUGGAGCAGUUUGGUAUCUUUUUUCUAUAGAUCGGCAAGGAAAAUGCUGGCAUAUUUCAUGUAUUGGGGAAGGAUGUAACCAUCUGUCGUUGUAUUGCAACGACAAACACAGAGCUUCAGCAUUCAACAGUUCUUACUGCAAGCUAGUAGACCCUGAUGAAAUAACUGAUUUCAGUGUUUUUAACUUUGGCUUGUUUUAUGAUGCUCUUCAAUCAGAAGUUGUGCAAUCCACUCAUUUUUGGAAAAAACUAUUUUACUGUUUCUGGUGGGGCCUUCGAAAUCUCAGCUCUCUUGGACAAAAUCUGAAAACAAGUACUUUCAUUUGGGAGAACUUAUUUGCAGUUUUCAUUUGUGUAGCUGGACUGGUCCUGUUUUCCUUGCUUAUUGGAAACAUGCAGACAUACCUACAAUCAACAACCAUAAGAGUAGAGGGGAUGAGAAUCAGACGACGAGAUGCAGAGCAAUGGAUGUCUCAUCGUCUGCUUCCAGAGGACAUGAGAGAGAGGAUUCGAAGGUAUGAACAAUACGAUUGGCAAGAAAAAAGAGGUGUUGAUGAAGAGAGUAUAAUUCGUAACCUUCCUAGGGAUCUCAGGAGGGACAUCAAGCGGCAUCUCUGUUUGGAUCUUCUAAUGAGUGUUCCCAUAUUUGCGAAAAUGGACGAGCAACUGAAAGAUGCGUUGUGUGAUCGUCUUAAACCGAUGCUUUAUACUGAGAACAGCAAAAUUGUUCGCGAGGGUGAUCCUGUUAACGAGAUGCUGUUUAUCAUGAGAGGAAGCUUAUUAACUAUGACCACAAAUGGUGGAAGAACUGGUUUCUUUAAUUCAGUUACCCUCAAGGCUGGUGAUUUUUGUGGUGAAGAGUUGCUCACAUGGGCCCUAGAUCCACACUCUUAUUCCAAUCUGCCCAUCUCAACUAGGACCGUAAAAAGCGAGACAGAAGUUGAAGCCUUUGCGCUGUUUCCUGAUGAUCUAAAAUUUGUGGCAUUACAAUUUCGUAGGCUUCACAGCAAGCAGCUCCGACACACGUUUAGGUUUCAUUCACAGCAGUGGAGAACAUGGGCAGCCUGUUUUAUACAGGCAGCAUGGAGGCGGCACUGCAGAAGGAAGCUUGAGAAAUCUAUACGAGAGGCUGAAGAAUACGCUCUACCAAAGGAGGGUGGACGCUCACCAAGCUUUGGUGCCACCAUUUACGUCUCAAGGUUUGCUGCCAAUGCACUUCGUAACCUGCGACAAAAUAGUCCCCGAAAUGCAAGAAUUCUUCCAAGGUCACCCCUUCUCAGCCUGCAAAAGCCAACUGAGCCUGAUUUUCUUUCUGAAGGUGAUUAGCAUCUAAACUCUUAGCUUUAUAGUUAUUGUUGCUUCAAGCUGUACCCUUGAUGUGUAGAGUAUCACCAUAUUCACCAAAUAGUAUAGAUUUUGUAAAUUUAAUCUAGGAGUUCUUCAACAACAGCAAAUAGUAAUUGCUGAAUUUGUUUCGAUAUAAAUUAAUGUGCAAGUGUAUAGUGAUGAUGAUAAUUGGCGUAUUAGUAACUUUACUUUAGUAGCUUCCAUCAAUAAAGACGUGGAUCUUUUCUA